Messenger RNA from Trifolium pratense (red clover), 1798 nucleotides. Its product is annotated as pentatricopeptide repeat-containing protein At2g37320-like. Gene Ontology annotation, biological process: RNA modification. The coding region runs from base 73 to 1611 and encodes 512 amino acids. Lineage: Eukaryota; Viridiplantae; Streptophyta; Magnoliopsida; Fabales; Fabaceae. Gene Ontology annotation, molecular function: RNA binding; protein binding. The record is from RefSeq and is a predicted model, not a curated record. The transcript has a single exon.
CAAAGAAUUGUGAAUUACAUAUGUUCAGUGUCAUGCCUAUUUCCCAACAUGUGUCUCUCACAGGCAUAACCUAUGGAUCCUUUCAGAAUGACCAAAGCACUGUUAUUCCUUCCAAGGAACAUGAUCCCAACAUUUCAUCACCAAAAUCAAAUUUUUAGGCCUUUCUCUUCCCACAAAUUAGGUCCCAAAAGACCAAACAAAGACUUAACUAAUGCUCUAAGAAUCCUUAAACUCGUUUCCCCCCAAAAAAGUGUCACUGAUAUUGAAAAUCGUCGAAGUCAUCUUAGGUUAGUUGAGGACAUUCUAGACACCACUGCAACAAAUCCUCUUUGUGGUGGUAAUUCAGUUACUUUAAAAACUGUUAAUGAAUCCAUUAUUGAAUCAUAUGUUCUUGAGAUGGAACAAGGAUUGGGAAUUGAUGUGUGUUUUUUGUCUCAAGCUUUGAGUUCAUGUGGGUCAAAACGUGAUCUUUAUGGAGGUAUUCAAUAUCAUUGUUUUGCAAUAACAACUGGGUUCAUUGCUAAUGUUUAUGUUGGAAGUUCUUUGAUAAGUUUGUAUAGUAGAUGUGCUUUGUUGAGUGAUGCAUACCGCGUGUUCGAUGAAAUGUCUGAAAGAAAUGUGGUUUCGUGGACGGCGAUUAUUGCUGGGUUUGCGCAAGAAUGGCGUGUUGAUAUAUGUUUGGAGCUUUUUCAUGAGAUGAGGAGUGCAGAAUUGAAGCCAAAUUAUUUUACUUACACGAGUUUGCUUAGUGCUUGUAUGAGUAGUGGAGCACUUGGACAUGGGAGAGGUGCUCAUUGUCAAAUAAUUCAAAUGGGUUUUCAUUGUUAUCUUCAUGUUGACAAUGCUCUCAUUGCUAUGUAUUCCAAAUGUGGGGCAAUUGAUGAUGCUUUGUACGUAUUUGAAAACAUGGUGAGUAAGGAUGUUGUAACAUGGAAUUCUAUGAUUGUUGGGUAUGCACACCAUGGACUUGCACAAGAAGCAAUUGAUCUCUUUGAAGAGAUGAUAAAGCAAGGUGUUAAUCCAGAUGCUGUAACUUUCCUUGGCAUCUUAUCCUCGUGUCGGCAUGGAGGUUUUGUUAAAGAAGGACAAGUUUACUUCAGUUCCAUGGUUGAUCAUGGUUUGCAGCCAGAACUGGAUCAUUAUUCUUGUAUUGUAGACCUUCUUGGUCGGGCUGGUUUGCUUCUUGAGGCUCUUGAUUUCAUCCAAAACAUGCCUGUUUGUCCCAAUGCUGUGAUAUGGGGUUCCCUACUUUCUUCCUCUAGGCUUCAUGGAAGUGUUUGGAUUGGUAUCCAAGCAGCGGAGAGCAGGUUAUCAUUGGAACCAGGGUGCUCUGCGACACUUCUACAACUGGCAAAUCUGUAUGCAAGUGUUGGUUGGUGGAAUCAGGUAGCACGAGUACGGAAAUUGAUGAAAGACAAAGGACUAAAACCGAAUCCUGGUUGUAGUUGGAUUGAAGUAAAAAACAAAGUCCAUAGAUUUGAAGCACAAGAUAAGUCAAACAGAAGAAUGACUAACAUUCUUUUGAUAAUGGAUAGUCUGGUAGACCACAUGAGUGGUUUAAGCCUUCAGUUUCAGAUGUCUGAGGAGGAAAAUAUUUGGUUUUCACAAUGAAUUUCAAAUCAAUUUUGGUACUUUUGUAGCAUUUCCAAUUUUCCAGGCACAUUCGGCAGGGGCAGAAACAGAGGAUAUUCAUUUUUGUUUCAGUGGAACAUUAUUCAUUGAUAACAGGAAAUUCGAGAAGCAAUGCAAGCAAUACGGACUGUGUGAAAUUUUAUAUUUAUUAAAGUGUGCUAAAUGC